Necator americanus (New World hookworm) is the source of this 366-nucleotide messenger RNA. RefSeq lists its product as uncharacterized. The record is from RefSeq and is a predicted model, not a curated record. Bases 1 to 366 code for a protein of 121 amino acids. The transcript has a single exon. Lineage: Eukaryota; Metazoa; Nematoda; Chromadorea; Rhabditida; Ancylostomatidae.
AUGAGAGAUCGGCCCGUCAUCAGCAUCGAAAAUUACACCAUAUACUGCGGCGAUGCUGAUACGAAGAAAGUAGGUGGUUGCGCGAUAGCUGUGAGGAACGAUUACAACAACAAUGUGGAGGAAUUUGGCUCAACAUCGUCUAGAUGGGCCUUUGUACAACUGCGUGAUGGAAGAGGACGAAAACUCUUUAUAGUAAGAGCCCACGCACCUGCGAAAACCGCUGAGGACAACGAUAAGGACGCCUUCUGCGAUAAACUCAACGCGUUGAUGUCUAAGAUACCUAACCAGCAGAUUGUAAUUUUCGGGAUUGGUGCAAAUACGAGGAUGGGAAUUGAACAACAAUCCAAUGUGCUAGGAAAAUGGUAA